GUACUCUGUGUAGUCAUCCCUGACUAGUAAUCUGAUAGCAACAUUUAAGUGUUUAAAAUAAAAACACAUUAGUACAUAGUUAAUUAAUGAUAAGACUUCAGAGCGGACAGAGUAUAUAUCCCAGCUCAAGGUUCAAGACCCAGCAGUUGUCAAAGAGAACGCAGAAUGACAGACAUAGACGAUUUACAGUUGACGGACUUCUCGUUUGGGAAAGAACAAGGUUUGGACAAUCCAACGUUUGUGAAGGAUGAUAUAUUUUCAGAUGAACUGACUGUCAGUGACAAGGAGUCGGAGAAGGAGUCAAACUCAUGCAUGAGCAAAGCAUGCUUACCCAUCACAGCCACAGAGAUCUUCUGCAAGACCCACUCCAAAAUAAUCAAGUACAUUGUUUUGACAAUACUUGCUGCAGGUUAUUUGGCGUACUUCAUUGCUGCAUGUUAUUUGAACUUCCAGAGGGCACUUGCUUUGGUUAUCCUCACUUGUCUGGGGGUGUUUAUCAUUGUGUGUGAACUGGUGAACAAGUACAAGGGUGACAGCAUAAGAAAGUUCCUCAAGCCUGCACAAAGAUGUUUCAAAUCCAAUGUCAAAUGGAUAAAAUGGGUGUUCAUCGUAAUUGUGGUGGGACUGCUGGUGGCAUGGCUGGCAGUCGACACACGAAAGCGCCCAGAGCAGCUCAUCUCUUUUGGCGGUAUCUGUGUAUUCAUUGUUGCCAUAUUUCUCUUCUCUGCACACCGAACUGCAGUGAGCUGGAGGACAGUCUUCUGGGGACUCGGUUUACAGUUUGCCCUUGGCUUGUUUAUCAUUAGGACAGAUCCUGGUCUUGCAGCGUUCAAAUGGCUUGGAAAGCAAGUUCAGAUAUUUCUGGAUUACUCAAAAGCGGGUUCGUCAUUCGUGUUUGGCAACCUCAUUGACAACAUAUUUGCUUUCCAGGCUCUGCCUAUAGUGAUAUUCUUCAGCAGUGUCAUGUCAGUGCUGUACUACCUGGGUGUGAUGCAAUGGAUCAUCACAAAGAUUUCCUGGGUAAUGCAGGUAACAAUGGGAACCUCCUCUACAGAGACUCUCAGUGUGGCAGGAAACAUAUUUGUUGGUCAGACAGAGGCACCGCUUUUGAUUCGUCCUUAUUUGAAGGACAUGACCAAAUCUGAGAUUCAUGCCGUCAUGACUGGAGGAUUUGCCACUAUUGCAGGAAGUGUUAUGGGUGCAUUCAUCUCAUUUGGGAUUGAUGCCUCAUCUCUGAUUUCUGCAUCUGUGAUGGCUGCUCCAUGUGCUUUAGCCAUCUCCAAAUUAUCCUACCCUGAAAUUGAAAAGAGCAAGUUCACAUCUAAGAGUCAGAUUAAAGUUGAUAGCGGUGGUGAACAGAAUGUCUUGGAAGCUGUCAGCGGUGGCGCAUCUGCAUCAAUAGGGCUUGUGGCAAACAUCGCUGCUAACUUGAUUGCUUUCCUUGCCAUUUUGGACUUCAUAAAUGCUGCUCUGAGAUGGUUGGGAGGUAUGGUUGGAUACCCAGAGGUCACUUUUGAGCUGAUCUGCUCCUACGUGUUUAUGCCGGUGGCCUUCAUGAUGGGAAUUCCAUACGAGGAGUCUUUUACAGUGGCUGAACUUAUUGGCACUAAACUCUUCCUCAAUGAGUUUAUAGCCUACGAGAAGCUGUCUGAGCUCAAGAACAACAGACUUAAUGGUGUUUUAGAAGAUGGAAUAGAUAAAAAUUGGAUCUCAGUUCGAUCAGAAAUCAUCUGCACCUAUGCACUGUGUGGCUUUGCUAAUUUCAGCUCUCUUGGUAUCGUGAUUGGAGGCCUGUCCUCUAUUUGUCCAGAAAAGAAGAGUGUCAUAUCUAAGUUAGUGCUCAGAGCCUUGUUCACAGGCACAUGUGUUUCCCUGGUCAAUGCCUGUAUUGCAGGUUUGCUUUUCGUCCCUCCGUUGGACUGUGUGGAACUGUUUAGAAAUGGAGUCUUCAAUACCACUACACCCAACAUUGACACUUGCUGUUUUGAUCUUUUUGAAAGCACUAUCAACAAUGGAACCGUUUCUUUCGAGGGCUCCUGGACUGAAGUGAAAAAUGCAACAAUUUAUUUUGCAAACUGUUGUGGUCUCUUUCAGGAACCUGUUUGCAUGUAGUUAGCUAAUGCUACAACCGUGCAAGAAAAUGCCUCUAAACUAAAUAUAAUGACAUUAUUUAUUAAAUUCACACAUUUUGUUAUACACUACCAGUCAAAAGAUUUUUAAUGUUUUUUAAUGAUUUUUCUUCUGCUCACCAAGCCUGUAUUUAUUUGAUUCAAAAUACCUCAAAAGCAGUAAUAUCGUGAAAUAUUUUACUAUUUAAAAUAACUGCUUUCUAUUUGAAUAUAUUUUAAAAUGUAAUUAAUUCCUGUGAUCAAAGCUUAAUUUUCAAUAUCAUUACGCCAGUCUUCAGUGUCACAUGAUCCUUCAGAAAUCAUGUGACACUUCAAGAAACAGUUUUUAUUAUUAUCAUCAAUAUUUAAAACGGUUGAGAUUUUUCAUUCUUUGAUCAAUAGAAAGAUCCAAAGAUCAGCAUUUAUCUGUAAUAAAAAGCUUUUGAAACAUUAUACACUAUACCAUUCAAAAGCUUGGAGUCAGUAUAGAAAUUAAUACUUUUAUUUAGCAAGAAUGCUUUGAAUUGAUCAAAAGUGAUGUUAAAGGCAUUUAUAAUGUUAAAAAAUGUCUAUUUCAGAAUGCUGUUCUUCUAAACUUUCUAUUCAUCAAAAAACCCUGAAAUAAUUCUACUCAGCUGUUUUCAACAUAAUAAUAAUACUAAAUGUCUUUGAGCAGCAAAUCAGAAUAUUAGAAUGAUUUCUGAAGGAUCAUGUGACUGAAGUAAUGAUGCUAAAAAUUCAGCUUUGAAAUCACAGGAAUAAAUUAAAAUAUUUUCAAAUAGAAAAUAGUUAUUUCAAAUAGCAAAAACUUACUGUUCAAAACAUUUGACUGGUAGUGUAUGAACUGUGUGUGCAGAGUAUAUUUGAUUUUAUUUGGUCAUUUAGCUAUUCGUACAUAAUUCCUUUAAAGAUGUAGCACAAUUCAUGUGCAAGUAUUUUUAUAUGUAAAUGCUGUAAAUGUUAUUCAAUUUUGUUGUUCUGUUUUAUAUAAAUGCUAUAAUCAUUUUUGGAAUUUA
Labeo rohita (rohu) is the source of this 3124-nucleotide messenger RNA. It is a transcript of the gene slc28a1, whose product is annotated as solute carrier family 28 member 1. The record is from RefSeq and is a predicted model, not a curated record. Gene Ontology annotation, cellular component: membrane. The coding region runs from base 166 to 2112 and encodes 648 amino acids. Gene Ontology annotation, molecular function: nucleoside:sodium symporter activity. The transcript is spliced from 18 exons. Lineage: Eukaryota; Metazoa; Chordata; Actinopteri; Cypriniformes; Cyprinidae. Gene Ontology annotation, biological process: nucleoside transmembrane transport.